Molecule: messenger RNA, 1438 nt
Organism: Zingiber officinale
Lineage: Eukaryota; Viridiplantae; Streptophyta; Magnoliopsida; Zingiberales; Zingiberaceae
Product: GTP-binding protein At2g22870-like
Exons: 4
Coding region: 82-1047 (321 amino acids)
Molecular function (GO): GTP binding
Source: RefSeq, a predicted model, not a curated record
CUUAUCGGUUAGGGCCAACUGAGCUCUAGGGCGGCCAAGCUUCCACUCGCAACAAUCGCAGGCACAAACACCACCGUCACGAUGCUUCUCCACUCUCGCCUCCUCCUUCCUAUCGUUUCCGGCUACCCUCCUCCCUCUCGAUCCUUUCGUUUCCUCCUCUCCGCCAGGAAAAGGGCUCCCUCUCCCUUCCUUCCCCGCUCUUGUUCCUUCUCCACCAAAGCGCAGGUCGCCGUGUCCGCACCCUUGGAAAUUGACUCCCCGAUCUCGCCCCGAAUCGUAGAAGAGGGUGGAGAGGUUCCCCAGGUACAGAUACCAUUCGACAGGCUCUUCGUUCCGCCGGGAGUGGACCGUGCCGGAGCCGCCGCCGCUGCUAGUGCAAGGGUGCUCCGAGGAUCUAACAUCGUGCUGGGUCCUUACGCCCAUGACGCUCAGAUCUCCACCGCUGAUUUCGUCAAAAGCAGUACCAAGACCGAGGACUGCCCCUCCGAUGGCCUCCCAGAGUUUGCCCUAGUCGGACGCUCAAACGUUGGCAAGUCGUCCCUUCUUAAUUCCAUUGUCAGGCGGAAGCGCCUCGCGCUCACCUCCAAGAAGCCCGGAAAAACUCAGUGCAUUAAUCAUUUUCGCAUAAAUGAUUCUUGGUUUCUGGUGGAUCUGCCUGGUUAUGGAUAUGCUGCUGCACCACAGGAACUGCGGGUUAACUGGAAUGAAUUUACCAAAAGCUACUUUCUUGAUCGGGCAACAUUAGUAUCCGUCUUCUUACUUAUAGAUGCCAGCAUCCCGGCUAAGAAGAUUGAUCUUGAAUAUGCUAGUUGGCUGGGACAAAACCAGAUCCCCAUGACAAUUAUCUUCACAAAGUGCGACAAGCGUAAAAAGAAGAAGAGUGGUGGUAAAAGACCUGAAGAACAUGUAGAAGACUUUCAAAAACUGAUAAGUGAGUACUUCCAGGAAGCACCACCUUGGAUAAUGACUAGUAGUGUGACCAACCAAGGUCGGGAUGAGAUAUUAUUGCACAUGGCUCAGUUGAGAAACUAUUGGCUUAAGCACUAGGAUAAGGUCCGGUGUGGCACCGUCUAAUGUUGUUCAGGACCACAACAAGAGAAUUAAAAGAAAAUUCAAAGGUAUUUAGAUAUUUAUCUCUCCAUCCUACAGGCUCUUCCUGUGGUCCUCAAACCUACCUCUCAAGAUAAUGGAAUUGGCUCUGGCCCUACAGAUUGGCACUCAGAAAUUGCUUUACUCGGUUGUUAUUCGCCGAGUCGAGACCCACAUCGCUAUGGUAUCUGCUUUUCAUACAGAAAUGGCUGUACAAAGUUGAUACAAAAUAUUUUCAGCAUCUCGCUUCUGUAACAUCAUUUUUGCAUUAGCUCACCCGAUACUAACGUGUUUAUGUGUGUACCUGGAAAAUACUGAAAGAUAUUUACUUAAUCGUGGAUUCACUAUA